AUGGACCAAGGGCGCAAAGAAUUUCUCGAUUUGAAGCAAGGCCGCAUGAAGGUUACCGAAUAUGAAAGAGAGUUCGUUCGACUCAGUAAGUACGCCCAGGAGUGUGUAUCCUCUGAGGCUAAGAUGUGUAGAAGGUUCGAAGACGAACUCAAUGAGAACAUUAGACUGUCAGUGGGUGUCCUUGAGUUGAAAGAGUUCAUGGUACUUGUUGAUCGGGCCUAUAAAUUCGAGGAAUUAAUCAAGGAAAAGAAGAAAAUCGAAGCUGAAACUAGAGAUGCAAGGAAGAGGCAUGCGAGCAAGUCAUUUCCAUCUCAGUCUAAGAAAUCCAGAGACGUCUACUCUGGUUCCCACACAUCUGCAGGACAUUUACACCGAAACUGUAAGAAGCAAGAUUUGGAUUUUAAUUCUCGGGCGACAUCCGUAAUGAGUGUGGGCAAUGUUAGACCUUCUAAACCAGAAUGCCAACAUUGUGGUCAAAACCAUUUCGGCAAGUGUAGGAUGAAAGAUGGAUCCUGUUUCCGAUGUGGUUCUCAAGAUCACUUUAUUAAAAAUUAUCCCGAGAUGACUGACAAAGAGAAAUUUCAAGGUACAAGGCCAAGCGGCACAAAUUCUAAAGGAAGGCCUCAGAAGAAUGUGGGAGCUAGGGCUGGUAGUAAGAAUGUGAUGAGAGACACCACCGUAAGGUCUGAAGCUAGGGCUCCGGCUAGAACCUAUGCCAUAUGUGUACGUGAAGAUGUAUCUUCUCUUGAUGUGAUCACCGGUGAAUUGGGAAACUUGCCUAUUGUAAUAUCUGCAAUGUCUGACCAGAAAUGUUUGAGGAAAGGAUAUGAAGCUUAUUUGGCUUUUGUAAUGAAUACAAAGGAAUCAGAAUUAAAGGUUGAGUCAGUGCCAGUUGUAAGUGAGUAUGUGAAUGUAUUCCAAGAAGAAUUGCCUGGGUUACCCCUUGAUAGAGAGGUUGAAGUUGGUAUAGAGCUAAUACCAGGGACCACGCCUAUUUCGAUUGCUCCGUAUCAAAUGGCUCCAACUGAGCUGAAAAAACUAAAGUCAUAG
Gossypium arboreum is the source of this 1050-nucleotide messenger RNA. RefSeq lists its product as uncharacterized. The record is from RefSeq and is a predicted model, not a curated record. NCBI's taxonomy places the organism in Eukaryota, Viridiplantae, Streptophyta, Magnoliopsida, Malvales, Malvaceae. The coding region runs from base 1 to 1050 and encodes 349 amino acids. The transcript is spliced from 2 exons.